AUGGGUCACUCUUUCAGUUUUGGCUUCAAAACUCGGACGGUAACUAACGUUAUAGAUUUUGAUUUUAGGUUAUUUUGGCUCUGCUUCGUGAUACUAUCUUGGUACGGGUCUUCGCUAUUGAUAGAGGCUCAGUACCGAGCCUUCCAAAACAAUCCAAUCUCAUUUGUCGUGGAGACAACAUACAAAGAUUGGAACACGCGAUUCCCAUCAAUCGCGGUGUGUGAGAAUGAUAACUCAAUACGCAUUGAAAAUGUUUCGGACAGUUUAUGGGGUCCAGAUCAUGAUUUUAAUAUGGAAGAGGUUCUUAAAGAAAUAUCAUAUUUUAAAGGAGUAACAUAUUAUACAUCUGAGUACUGUCGCGAAGAUGACCCAUUGGAAGAAUGUUUUACUAAUAAUUUAACUUAUUAUGCCGGUUUGCUUCGAAGUUCAUGUCGAGAAGUUAUGUCCAACUGUUCCUGGAACAACAAGAGCUUUGACUGUUGCACAUACUUCAGGCCUAUGGAAACGGAAUUUGGCACGUGUUUUGUUAUAAACUCUAUUCAAAGCAGAGAAAAAAAUCCACCUAAAUAUGAAAUGACCAGCAACAGAACUAGUCGUCUAGGAAUGAUAAAGUUUCACGUGACGAUACCAGUGAAAGUUUACACAUUGAAUGAGGAAGAGAUGGAAGAGAAAAGUAAAAAUAAAAAAAAUUCUUGCAAACGCAUCAAAGCAAUUUUAUCUGGUUAUGUUUUUAGACGUCUCAUAACGGUGAGGAAUAUCGAGAACGAUGCAGACGCUAGAUUUAUAUCUCCAGAAAAGAGAAAAUGCCGUUACAUAGAUGAAAACAAUUUGCAAGUGUACCCAUACUAUUCGUACACUGCCUGCACAGUUCAGUGCAGGAAGGAUGCGCAGAUGCGUCUGUGCAAUUGUUCUAAUUUCUUCAUGCCGAAUACUCCGGAAGAGGAAAAGUGUAACACCAGCGGUGUUAUUUGUAUGAAUUACCACGCCGAUGAUAUAACUGUACUGAAGGCUAGCUGGUCUAAUCAGAAAGGAUUGUAUUGCGAUUGUCUUCCAUCAUGCACUGAGGCUGAAAUAUCAGUUGUGAAAGACAUCAAGGAACCCAAUGUUUUUAAAUAUUCUACAGUUCAAAUAGAACUCUCGUCGUUACCUAGUGAGAUGUAUAGAAGGAACGUUGUACGUGGUGUACUGGAUUUAGUAGUAUCCACGGGAGGUACAGGCGGCCUCUUUUUAGGCGCCAGCAUAUUGAGUUUUGUCGAGCUACUGUACAUUCUGCUAAUAAGGCCGUUCUGCGACGUAUACAAGCAACGACACGAUGAUCCUUGGCAUAGAAAGUUUGGAACUAGACAGAUUCAAGACAACCAUUUUGCACUAAACCGGAACAUUGCCUUGAAGAAACCAUAAAG
Molecule: messenger RNA, 1403 nt
Organism: Bicyclus anynana (squinting bush brown)
Lineage: Eukaryota; Metazoa; Arthropoda; Insecta; Lepidoptera; Nymphalidae
Product: sodium channel protein Nach
Exons: 8
Coding region: 1-1401 (466 amino acids)
Biological process (GO): sodium ion transmembrane transport
Cellular component (GO): membrane
Molecular function (GO): ligand-gated sodium channel activity
Source: RefSeq, a predicted model, not a curated record